AGGGGAGAGGGUCUCCAGUCUGGUCCUUUGUCAUGGAAAGACUUUACUCUGCUGUUUCAGAGGGAGAGGGAGAGAGGGGAUUUCAGCUUCAUCACCGACAGAUCUUAAAGCUAUGUAACUGGGACAGAAAACAAAGAGGGCUCAGCUAAAUCCUGCACCCACAGACUAAAGAAAGGAAGAGCAAAUGAAGAGCAUGCUUCCUCAAAGGAGUGCUGUCGCCACGCUGGGCUACAGCUCAGACUGUGUGAAGAUUGAGCACAGCGGCAGCGGCUCGGUGGCUGGGACGAUGCUGAGGGGCUCCCGCUCAAAAGCCGAGCUACAGGAACUGAUGGAGACGCUGCAGCGCAGGAAGAGUGCUCUGGAGGCUAGUCUGAGGGCAGCAGAGUGCAGCCGCAAGUAUCUCAGCACAUCUGUAGGAGCCCAGUCCACCAGGCCGCUAUCAAUCCUCAGUAACACAGAGCGCCCUCCUUCUGCCUCUAGAAACUUUUCUUACAUGACAAGCAGCAGUGUGCCUCCAUCGCCUCGUCAGGGCAAUCGCCAGCUAAGCUCUAAUGGCUUGCUCCGUCAUUCCCAGGCUCGCCACCAAUCACAAGACAGCCUGCUUCUCUCAGAUGGAACCUCUGUGCUCUCCUCUUAUGGGGAGCCCAUACCACGUUCUCCCAGGGUCAAAAGUGGAGCAGCCAGUAUGCCAUCCAGCCCCCGAAUGGGCCGCAGGCUCUACUCUCAGGGUAAAGUUGCAGGAGAGUCCCGCCAGAGGAAAUACUCCACUGGUUCCCUCAACAGCCUGGGUUUGCACAGCCGUUCUCUUCCGCGGCUCCACAAUGCUGCAGACCCCCCUGCUCUGUCGCUGCCAUUACGCCACUCAGUAGGUUCCCACAGAGUGGUCUCGGCAGGAAACCGGCGCAGUCUCUCUUCUCUGGAGCAGCCUCCAGAUGUGACAGUACCAGCCAGCAUGCCCAGCACACCUAGGAGGGCUAGUCUGGCCUCUCUGAGCUCUAUGGGAGUAGAGAUUGAUGGGACUGGGCUAGAUCUGGGCAUUGGAGAGAGGAGGCUUUCCUUUGGGAAGAGCGGUUUGAGUCCAGGACAACGGGUGGGCAGCAUCACCUCUUUGAAUGGCAAAGAGGAGCUCAAAGACUACCACCAGCACCAGAGAGAUGAGCGACUCAGGGAGCAGAAAGUGCAGAGAUUGGAAUGCCAGCGUCUAGAGACCAUCUUAAACCUGUGCACUGAGUUGGGACAGGUAGCGCGAGAGCCAGCGGGCUCAGCUGUUUCUGACCUGCAGAAGAUCAAUAAGGAGUUGGAGAAGCUGCAGGUGUCAGAUGAUGACUCAGUGUUCUCCGACUCGCCGAGCAGCACUGCUCAGGAGAGCUGCUUUGGAGCCAAAGCCAGAGACUUCCAGCUCUCUGAGGAGCAGCAGGCCAGCCAACGUCAGCAGAGCAGCUACAGAGAGCCCAGAUCACACUCACCAGCUAUCAGUCUCAACAGCAGUGCACCCUCACCUUCUACACAUCACAGAGCCAAAGCUUUGGAGAGUGUGCAGUUGAAACAGGAAGUAACGCAUAUAGAGGAAGAAAGAAUUCAAGUUUUGAACAAUAUAGAGGAGCUGGAGCAGAAGAUCAAAGACCUGGACAACCAAAUGGAGGAGUCUCUUCGAGAGAUGGAGGUAGAGUGUGCUCUGCUGGAAGGAGAGCAGGAGUCGGAGAUGGCCCAGCUGCAGAGGGAUAAGGAGCUUCUGGAGGAACUCAAGGGAAAAAUUCAUAAUAUUGAGACGACGAGCCACACUGAGAAGUCACAGGAGACGGAGGAGCAGUCAAAAAGUUUGGAGGACUUGGAGUUUCAGAAGCUGGAGAGAGAAAUCAAGCAGGACGAGGAAAAAGAGAAUCAGAGCCAAGAGCUGCUGCGAGAGAUCGCAGAGUGUCAGCGCCUUACUGUCACACGCAAGGAAAGACUCAUGACGCUCAAGAAACAAUCAUCUCAGAUUACUUUACAGGCCCAGCAGGAAAGAGAGAAUUUCCAGAGAGAGAAAAACAAUUUGCUUGUCAUGCUUCAGAAGGAGAGAGAGAAAUUGGUGUCUUUGGAGGGGAAGUAUGCAGAGUUGUCUGAGGGGCAGACCUUCGCUAACAAUCCUGUCGCCAUCAAAGAGCACUUGCAUUCUCUGAAGGAAAGACGAAGAAGCAGCAAGGAAAACUCAUCCCACCCAAAUGACAGUCUACCUCAUAAGAGGAGCCAGCAGCUCCUCACCACUUACGGCAGAUCCCUGGGAUGCACACUUCCUCCCAAGGCUCACCUUCCUUUGUCCCAAAGCUCAAGCUGUGGCAGUGUCAUCCCACAAGGCUUCUGCUUCUCCCCUCGGGAAGCGAACCCUCGCCGCCUGCCCAAAACAGGCAACAGCCAUGCACACAUGAAUGAAGACAGGCAAAGACAAAGUGAUUUUUGCAACAGGAUGGUCUCCGAGCCCAACGUCUUCCUGGACUCUUUCUCUUACCCGGACAACAGCCAGGCCUCAGACACCGUCAGCGUGGACAGCUCUGACAGCCUGGAAACCAGCUUCUCUGCCUGCUCCCCAGACAACAUCUCAAGUGCCAGUACCUCCAAUAUGGCAAAGAUUGAGGAGAUGGAGCGUUUGCUCCGAGAGGCCCAGGCUGAGAAGCUGAGACUCCUCGAGCAUCGGGAGCGGGAGAUGGAGAUGCGCAGGCAGGCUCUGGAGGAGGAGAGGAGAAGAAGAGAGGAACUGGAGAAACGGCUGCAGGAGGAAACGAGCAGGAGACAGAAGCUUGUGGAGAGAGAGGUGAAGCUCAGAGAGAAGCAGAGAUCACAGUCCCGGCUGUUGACUCGAUACCACCCUGUAAGAAAAGACGACUUUGACCUUCACGGCCACAUUGAAGCAGCUGGACACAACCCUGAUGCCUGCUUCCAUCUGGCCAUCACUGACAAAACAUGCCGAGGAUUCCUGGUCAAAAUGGGGGGAAAGAUCAAGACGUGGAAGAAGCGCUGGUUUGUCUUCGACCACAAUCGCAGGACGCUCACAUACUAUGCAGACAAGCACGAGACCAAGAUGAAAGGCGUCAUUUACUUCCAGGCCAUAGAGGAGGUGUACUAUGACCAUUUAAAGAAUGCACACAAAAGCCCCAACCCCUCGCUGACCUUCAGUGUGAAGACCCACGAUCGGGUGUACUACAUGGUGGCGCCGUCCCCCGAAGCCAUGCGUAUCUGGAUGGAUGUUAUUGUAACGGGCGCUGAAGGACACAUGCAUUUCAUGGUGUAACAGAGCUAACAUGGUUGUUCAUUAGGUUAAUGAAAAAUUAGCUUCAGUUUACACUUGUAGUCGUCUGAAAAUGAGCUUGAGCAUAACUUCUGCUCAAAUACAGACUAUGUAAUGUAAUCAUGUAUAAACAGAUCAAAAGAAGUGGCAUACAGGUUUCAUAAUUAAGCUGUUUACUUCUUUCCACACUUAAAAUUGUAGCUGUUGCAUUUUCUAGUUUUCCUUUCCCUAAUGCAGGCUCUUCCUGUUUAAUCAGGGAAACUCAGCUACAGCUCUAAACUGGCACUACAGAUAUAAAGCUGUCCAACAGCUUUCUGUAAACUGUGGCCUUUUAUAAUGCAUAUAUUUGAUAUAUUCACACCAGAGUUCACCUGUUUCUAAAUCUCAGUCAGAUGGAAAUUUAUUUCCUUUGAAUGUCAACUCUGAUGUAUUAUUUCGAUAUUGUCACUAAUAUUCAAAUAUUAGGAUACUGUAUUUUAAAGUCAGUCACUUUGAACGCUGCUGACACGCUACCAGCAUAAGCUCAUGCGCAUCACUUCCAUGUAAACAAACUAGUCUUUUUUCUUCACACAUGCAAAUUAAAUUUGUGAAGGAUUAUCAUAGGCACUUUCUUACUGUAUUCUUAUAAGUUAUUAGUAAUUGUGGGAAAAUAUACUUCUUCUAGAAGCAGAAAAUAACCACUGUGCAGUUACAGCCAUCCGCAGGCCUGACGUGAAUGAAGCCAUGUUGUGAAACAGUGAUGCUGUAUGUACUGCAUCACCCACGUUUCUCAGGCCAAAGCAGUUCAUUUUGUGUUUUCACCAGCAGAGGCCCUCAGCGCGCUCAUUUCACUGGAAUGACGUAAUGCUCCGCUCUGGCCAUGUUCACUUAGUAUCUAUGAGCAAUUAUUGAAAACAGUAGAGCUUUAAUAAUCCACAUAAAAUCUGUUUACUUAUAAUCUUAUAAAGCCUUGUUUGUCUGGUGUGAGAUUUGCUUCCUGGAAGCAAAAAGA
Archocentrus centrarchus (flier cichlid) is the source of this 4253-nucleotide messenger RNA. It is a transcript of the gene phldb2a, whose product is annotated as pleckstrin homology-like domain, family B, member 2a. Lineage: Eukaryota; Metazoa; Chordata; Actinopteri; Cichliformes; Cichlidae. The transcript is spliced from 17 exons. Gene Ontology annotation, cellular component: basal cortex. Bases 185 to 3265 code for a protein of 1026 amino acids. Gene Ontology annotation, biological process: regulation of microtubule cytoskeleton organization. The record is from RefSeq and is a predicted model, not a curated record.